Prunus avium (sweet cherry) is the source of this 1138-nucleotide messenger RNA. The record is from RefSeq and is a predicted model, not a curated record. Lineage: Eukaryota; Viridiplantae; Streptophyta; Magnoliopsida; Rosales; Rosaceae.
GACGUAGAUAUGAUCAACCUCUUGGGCUUGUGCAACUUGGAAUCCAUGGCACCCAUUCGGAUUCGAAAACCAUUCUGUAGUGCAAUAGAUCGAAGUCCUGUCCAGGGAGUGUACGAACAAGGUAUUUUCAGCACAUUUUUUGCCGGGAAUGAGGUUCCGGGCCGAUUCAGCCAUAAAAGUAGAAGGUCCUCCAUAUCUUUUACUGUGACUUUACCUGAUAAACACAGAAUUAAAGCCUUGGUCAUCUUCGCCGUCAUCUGCGCUGUCUAUGCGAGUUCUAGCUUUAAUUUUACUCCCAAUCUGAUGGUUGGUUUUAAAUAUAAUGCGGAUGUGAUGGCUAGAGUCAGAAAUAAGAGCAAGGGUCUGAAGUGGUACUAUAGCCCAACACACAACGGUAUUCCAGGUGAAGGAGAAGACAUGAUAUGGUUAAGCCACUGGAAGUUUCAGGAUGAUCACUUAGAAGGCGGCGAUCGAGUGGUUGUUUCAGUUGUUACGCAACCUUUCCUUCGAGUAAAGGAGUUAGGCAUCCAGAUUGUGCAGGAACAAGAAGAGAAUCAUAAUACUGUGAUGAGUACCCAACGCAAAACCAUUCACCUUCGUGCAUAUUCUAGUGAAAUUCACCCAGGAGAAUACUUGUUCAAUGAUGAGGACUCUGAUGAAGAUACAACAGACAAAGAAGAAGAGCAGGAUGAUCACGCUAUUGCGGCUACCACAGGCAGCAAUAAAUUCGGCGGCCUCCGUGGCUGGAAGGUGCUCAUCACCGCAGCUUGCUUCUUUGUCACUCUGUCUCUAAUCACUCGGUCUUCUCUCUCUUAAAGAAAGAAGCGACAGUCCACAAGCCGUGGCUGAAUUUUUUGUACAUCUCAACUCAACAGCUGGUUAAUUGACCGACAGAGUGGCUUUCUUCCUUCAUAUAAAUCAACACCAAACUUUUGUCUUUGCAUAUAUAAUUAUAUAUAGCCAAUGUCUUCCUAAGACCAAUUCGUUUCAUAGCAUCGAAUACAUCUUCUACUGAUCUAAUCAAAUACAAAAUUUAAGAGCCUGGAUCCAAAGGCCCAUACACUAUACUACAGAAGCUCGUUUCUGGUUCUUCAACCCAAACAAAUUAUUGAGCCAUGAAAUUUACGAUCUUCUCAUG